Messenger RNA from Scatophagus argus, 1789 nucleotides. Its product is annotated as probable E3 ubiquitin-protein ligase DTX3. Gene Ontology annotation, biological process: Notch signaling pathway; protein ubiquitination. The transcript has 3 exons. The coding region runs from base 91 to 696 and encodes 201 amino acids. The record is from RefSeq and is a predicted model, not a curated record. Lineage: Eukaryota; Metazoa; Chordata; Actinopteri; Scatophagidae.
GACGUCACAUGUCUCCGGACGCAUACCAACCCACUUGCAUCCAAACACUGGAGGGGGGGGUCAACAUACUUGUGAUCACAUACCCGGAAAAUGAUGGAAAGCAGAUCUAAGGACAUCUCUGGUUUCGCGUGUAAAAGUGCGGAAAACUGCGCCAUUUGCUUGGACAAAAUUCAGGGGAAGAAAACGUUAAAGUGCUUCCACUCGUUUUGCUCUGAGUGUAUCGACUCGGUGUUCAAGUUUAAACCCGCCUGUCCAAUAUGCAACACCUACUACGGAGAGUACCGGGGAAACCAGCCGAAGGGCACGAUGACGGUGACGCGCAGCUGGCAGCGCCUACCAGGCUACGAGCACUGCGGAUCCUUCGUGAUACAGUACAGUUUUCCGGCGGGGAUACAAGGGCCGGAGCACCCAAACCCUGGGGUGAAGUACAGCAGUACCUCUCGUACUGCCUUCCUGCCAGCCUGCGAGGAGGGUGAGAAGGUCCUGAAGCUGCUGAGGAAAGCCUUCGACAGGAGACUCAUCUUCACCAUCGGACGAUCUGUAACCACAGGUCUCAACAAUGUCAUCACCUGGAAUGACGUUCACCACAAGACCAACGUAGCAGGUGGUCCACAAUGCUUUGGUUAUCCAGAUCCAGACUAUUUAUUCAGAGUUCAAGAGGAGCUUCGUCUUAAAGGAGUGACAGAGGAAGACUGAUGGGUGAAGACAAUAAGAAAACAUCCAUCAAAUAGAUUUAAUACUAUGUAUUGUUGCAAAGUUUCUGAUUUCAAGUCUGCACUUUUGCAGCCCACAAGCAGGGAUCUUCAUCACUGACAAGAUAAGAUUUUUCUUUGAAGUGGAUACAUGGAAUUAUUAUAUUGAGGCAUGAAAGUUAGAGGCUUUACCCAAAGAUUUUUCAACAGAAAAUGCAAAAAAUACUUAAAAACAGUCUGUGCAGCAUGUAAUCCAAUAAACCAAAAAUGACAUUACAGUACAAUGAGUUAUACUACCGAUCAUCACGCUUCAAUAAUGCAAAUAUUUCUUUUUUUUUGUUGUAACACUUGAGUCUGGUGUCUAAAAGCAGACAGAGGGGACACAGCAGGUGGGAAUAGCAGUCUUCACUCAAUCAGGCAAACUAUUCCUCAGCACUAAAGUGAAAGGAACAGAAUAAAGACUUGACAGUACAAAAUAUGUACACUGUCUGACAAAGAGUGACGGCCAAGUGUUUCAUACAGGUACGUACAUAGACACUGGUGAUAUACCCUGAUGGUAACUGUCCACAGCUCUGCCGUUUUCAGCUGUUGGCUUUAACUGUAGCACAUGUAACUGGAAUGAGCCCAACAAUGUGUCAGUGCUGUUGUACAUUUCAAGCUUAAACUAUUGUAAUAAUAACAUAGAAUAAGUCCACUUUACUGUAGCUGAUGUUGGGUGCCUGCUUGGACAUGGUUAAGGAUAAUAAAUUCAGGUUUUGUCUGCACACUGAACCAAUGAGCUCCAUGUAGGAAACUCCUGCACCCAUAUGACAGUGUGGUUAACUUGCCGUUUGUGAAAUGGAUAGGUAAAGUGUCAUUAGGGAAAUGGGAGAUGAUGAUGUAUGUAGCAUCAUAUGAAGUCAUUAGUUAGUUUCUGGUCAGCAGUGCUUUGAGUAUGGUGAUAUUCUAUAUCUCUCUUGUUGUCGUCAAAUCCUGCGCAAAGGCCAAAACCAGCAAUGAAUUCAUCUCACUAGUGAGUGAUACCUAUAUAGCCAAGGCUUACAUAGGAUGUUACCACUCUGUGUUGUUUUGCAAAAACUAAUAAAAACACAUAAAUG